Mixia osmundae IAM 14324 is the source of this 1104-nucleotide messenger RNA. RefSeq lists its product as uncharacterized. Gene Ontology annotation, molecular function: translation initiation factor activity; RNA binding; protein binding. The record is from RefSeq and is a predicted model, not a curated record. Lineage: Eukaryota; Fungi; Basidiomycota; Mixiomycetes; Mixiales; Mixiaceae. The transcript has 7 exons. Gene Ontology annotation, cellular component: cytoplasm; eukaryotic translation initiation factor 3 complex, eIF3m. Gene Ontology annotation, biological process: cytoplasmic translational initiation. The coding region runs from base 47 to 1048 and encodes 333 amino acids.
AAACGACAGGUUCAAGACAUUUUUCGGCGCCGACUGGCUGGACGAUAUGCGACCUAUCUUGCUCUCUGGGCACGAGCGAUCGCUGACACAGGUCAAGUACAAUGCAGAUGGCGACCUGCUGUUCACUUGCUCAAAGGACCACCUCAUCAACGCCUGGUACUCCCACAACGGCGAGCGACUAGGGACCUACUCGGGCCACAACGGCACAGUCUGGACCGUCGACGUAGACUCGACGUCGAGAUAUCUGCUAUCGGGUUCAGCGGACAACUGUAUCAAGCUGUGGGAAGUACAGACGGGCAAGUGUUUGCAGACCUGGGAGUUCCCCACCGCCAUCAAGCGCGUUCAAUGGUCAGAGGACGAUACCAUGUUCCUCGCCGUCACCGAGAAGAGAAUGGGCUACGAGGGCUCCGUCGUCGUCUUCUACGUCGGACCGGAUAUGCAGCCAGAGACCGAGCCUAUGACAAAGAUCGAGACGACGUUCUCCAAAGCGACAGUGGCAGCUUGGGCAGCUCUCGACCGCAACAUCAUCAUCGCCCACGACAACGGCUCCGUCUCGCUCUACGAUCCCAAAUCGGGCGAAGAGUACGACAUGAGGGAGGAUGUCCACGAGGCGACCAUCACCGACUUGCAAACGAGCAAAGACAAGACUUGGUUUGUUACUUCCUCAAAGGACAAGUCUGCCAAAAUACUGGACGCACAGGAUCUCAAGAUCAUCAAGACCUUUGCAACUGACGCGCCGCUCAACUCCGCAGGCAUUCUUCCCGGCAAACCUUACAUUCUCGUAGGUGGAGGACAAGAUGCCAUGUCCGUCACCACGACCGGCGCGCGGCAGGGUCAUUUCGAGAUCAGGUUCUGGCAUCGUAUCUUCGAAGAAGAAAUCUCUCGCGUCAAGGGUGGCUUCGGGCCCUGCAACACCAUCGCAAUACAUCCCCACGGUCUAGGGUACAGCAUAGGCGGCGAAGAUGGCUAUAUCCGGGUGCAUCACUUCGACGAAGAAUUCUUCAAAGCAAAGCCGUAUGGCCCAAGCGACGAAGCAACGCUAGACUGAGUGACAUCUGUUGUACAACAAUACAAAGCAAAAAGGUCUACACAAUCUCCCAAUGG